AUGGCAGCCCCCCAAGGAGUCCCUCAAGACAGUGCGGUCCGUACAACAUGGCCGCCUACAUGGCGCGAGCCGCAGCCCCUCCCACCGGGCCACCGGAAGUUUCCGUUUGAAACCCAGGCUGCAGAUCUACUUGGUAGUGCGGAGGUUGCCGCGGAGCGCGUUUUGAAUUCUAACGACGAGAGUUGCGAGCCGGAGCAACAGGCACCUGGGGCGCAGCCUUGCCACCUCGUCAGGAUGACCAGCGGGGUUAAGACAACGUACACACUGCAGCCCACCUCAGGGCUGAGCGGCGGCCCGCCCGCAGACACACAAAUUCGAGCUACUUCUAAGAGCUUAUUACCUGUUAAGUCUAAAGAAGUCGAUGUUUCCAGAAUUCUUCAUCCAGGAGUUUCAGAGAAUGAUAUUAUGAAAAUCAUCAAACCGAGACGAGAUGGGCAGGUAAAAGCUGCAGAUACUGCCAUCAAGAGGAACGUCAAAAAGAGCUACAAACCAUUAAGUAAGCAGAAAUCAGAGGAAGAACUCAAGGAUAAGAACCAGCUAUUAGAGGCCGUCAACAAGCAGUUGCACCAGAAAUUGACUGAAACUCAGGGAGAACUGAAGGACCUGACCCAAAAGGUGGAGCUGCUGGAGAAGUUUCAGGACAACUGUUUGGCAAUUUUGGAGAGCAAGGGCCUCAAUCCAGACAGUGAAACUGCCGAAUCACAGGAAGAAUCCAGCACGGACCACGCGGACUCCAUGUUGCUGUUAGAAACUUUGCAAGGUGAACUGAAGCUUUUUAAUGAAACAGCCAAAAAGCAGAUGGAGGACUUACAGCAGGCCUUAAAAGUAAAGUUGAAGAUGAAAGAAGAAGAGAGGGCCCAGUUCCUGGAACAGCAGACCGUAUGUAACAGUCAAGUAAAUGAUUUUACAACAGCCCUUGAGGAAAUGGAGCACCUAUUAGAAAUGUGAUAAAAAGCAAGUGGCCAGUUGGCUCUCUCUUGGGGAUUAACUCUAAGAAGAAGCCACUGAGGACAUCUGCUUCUUGGCCAUGAUCUUCCAGGACUCACCAUCCCCAUAAUGAAAACAGUUUCUGCAGUAGGAGUAACGACAGUUUAUGCUGGAAUGGCAGUCUCCCCUUUAAGCAAGUGUUCUAAGCUCAGACUGGUCAGCUCCCUGAAGCUGUCAUAUACAUAGUUAAGGUCUACAAGAGGGGUGCCUGGAUGCUUGGAUCAACUCCUAGACAACAAGGCAACAGACACACUGAUAGAAUUAGUUGACUAAACUUGCCACAGCCAGAGAAUCCAAAAGGUCCCGUUCAGAUGCACGGGAAGAAACGCUUAACUGUGCACUGGAACACAGGUGCUCCACAGGAAGUAUCACUGAUGAGCCAUGCACUCCCCUUCUAAUUUGGAGCAUACUCGGUCCCAUCCUGGUUGGGCUCUAUACCUCAUUGUAAAGUUACUAACUUCAAGUUACUUGAAAAGGCUUAUUAGUAAAUGGGAUGAAAGUAUAGAUUGCAAUAACACCUACUUGUAACAAUACACGUUGGAGCAUUUAAUCUAAAUUAUUUCUGUUUUUUUAUAUAUAAAAGGAAAUAUCUAUUAGAUAUUUCUUUUUAUAUGUAGAUAUUUUCUUAUUCGGAUUGCAAUAUUGAGAAGGGAAAAUAGCCUUUUAACCUAAAUGUGUUCCCUGACUACUAAGCUAAUCUAGGAGUUCACGGUUCCACUUCAAUUCAACCCAGAAUAUUUCUCUUCCACUCAUUAAUUGCUCCAUGCCCACCCCAGCCCGUCUUCCAGGAACACGAGCUCACAAGUUGGUUCUCUGCAGACGUUCCCUAUUUGUAGCAGUGGCUGCCAGGCUCUGUCUACCGGGUCUGUGUCCCUGGCUGCGUGUGUUGUCCCUGUGUUCCUAAGCAUGAACAGCGUGCCCUGUUCUUUGCUUUGCACAGCCAGUCCUGCCCUGGCUCCAUGGAUCCUCAAUCAGCUGAAGUCCAUGGCAGUCCAUCCUGACCUGGUUUACCAAAGGCACAGCCGCAUUUCAUUUCUUAGUCAAACUAGGCAGUCUUUGGCCAGCUCCCCGUUUUUCUGCACCUACUAAUUUUUUCACUGAACCCACCUACCAUUCAGCAUUACUGAGGCUGUCCGGGGCCACCCACCCAUGCCAGGUUAUGCCCCCACCCUAACCCAAAGGGCUAAAAUUCAUUGCCUUCACACACAAGCAUUCAUGCAGUUAUGUCCCAAAUAUUUUGAAGGGGAAAUCCAGUUAAAUAAUUCCCACAAGUGAGAAGGGCUCAACAUUUUCUUCUACCCACUUUUAGGAUGUUUAUAGUUUAAAAGAUUGUUUGCCCAAACAAAUUUGUAAUUGGUAUUUCAGGCCAAAAUAAAGUUUUGCUUCCUUCUUGGAAGGAGAGGGUGGGAAACUCACUUGUAAGAUCCUCACCUCCUUGUCAUGCCUCCCUGGGUAACUGGAGAAUGUCACGAUCUCAGUGUCUGUGGUUGCUCAUCUUCCCCCAUGUAGAGACCCUGCUCCCUCAUGGCCUGGUCACACCAAGGGGCUCUCCCUCCACGGUUCUGCUUUGUACCAUCAGCCAGCAUUUGUCCGCGCUCUCAUCCCCUCUGACCAGUGCUGCUCCUGCCUUUUGUGCGUGAGGUAAUGUUCUGGGUGCUUAAUCUGAUCCGGAGCCUGAAAAAUUCAUACAUACACUUAGCAAAUAGUGAUCUGCACCUUCCACUUUGCUAGAUGCUGUAGGAAACUUUGAUGUAGCGUGACAUUCUUAAUCUCAAAGACGGUGUUCAGUCUAUUAGGUGAAACAAAAAAUGUGCAGGUCAUAUAGAAGGUAAAUAACAAAGGCACUACUCUACUAACAAUGGGUUGUGUGGUAUAGUAUACGAAGACAGUUAACUGAGGCUUAUGGAGGAGGUAGACUGGAAAUUGAAGGAAAAGCAACACUUGAAGAGGCUAGCUAGAAAGUUGAGGUCCCUCGAAGCUGGUGAACUCGGAGAUUUCAGGAGAGCAGCGUGCUCAGACAGGGCAUGGAAACUCCACGCCCUUGACCCCACACCUUUCCCUACACAUCUCUUCCAUCGGACUGUACCCGAGUUAUCUGUUUUUAUAAUAAACCAAUAAUCUAAUAAAGUAUUUUACCGAG
Phyllostomus hastatus (greater spear-nosed bat) is the source of this 3127-nucleotide messenger RNA. RefSeq names its product kinetochore localized astrin (SPAG5) binding protein (gene KNSTRN). The record is from RefSeq and is a predicted model, not a curated record. The transcript has 9 exons. Gene Ontology annotation, cellular component: microtubule plus-end; kinetochore; mitotic spindle. The coding region runs from base 1 to 948 and encodes 315 amino acids. Gene Ontology annotation, biological process: regulation of attachment of spindle microtubules to kinetochore; spindle organization; mitotic sister chromatid segregation. Lineage: Eukaryota; Metazoa; Chordata; Mammalia; Chiroptera; Phyllostomidae.